This is a messenger RNA of Sitodiplosis mosellana (orange wheat blossom midge), 740 nucleotides long. It is a transcript of the gene Sod1, whose product is annotated as superoxide dismutase [Cu-Zn]. Gene Ontology annotation, biological process: removal of superoxide radicals. Lineage: Eukaryota; Metazoa; Arthropoda; Insecta; Diptera; Cecidomyiidae. The transcript is spliced from 2 exons. The record is from RefSeq and is a predicted model, not a curated record. Gene Ontology annotation, molecular function: copper ion binding; superoxide dismutase activity. Bases 188 to 640 code for a protein of 150 amino acids.
AAUCAGUUCUAAUGUGAAAAAGCAAAGUCAUUUCGACGUAGUUUUCUAUUUAAUAAGAAGUCAAUUCCAUUCCAACCACUUCAGUUGAAGGUAUUCAUAAAUAAUUACUUCCGCAAAGUUUUUUUUGGUCUUCAUAUCAAAUAUCUAAGAAUUUUUCCAAAAAAGAGCAGAAAAACAUACAUUCAAAAUGGUUAAAGCUGUAUGCGUUGUUGCCGGUGAUGCCAAAGGAAAUAUAUUUUUCGAGCAAUCGGGAGAUGGCCCAGUAACUGUUACUGGUGAAAUCACCGGUUUGGCACCGGGAAAACAUGGAUUCCAUGUUCACGAGUUUGGCGAUAACACCAAUGGUUGCACCUCAGCGGGACCCCACUUCAACCCAUACAAGAAGGAGCACGGUGCACCAGAUGCAGAAGUUCGUCAUGUCGGUGACUUGGGAAACAUUGAAGCAAACGGUAGCGGUUUGGCCAAGGUCAAUUUGACCGAUUCACAGAUUUCGUUGAGCGGACCAAACAGUAUCAUUGGUCGUACGGUUGUUGUACAUGCCGAUGUUGAUGAUUUGGGUUUGGGUGGGCAUGAACUAAGCAAAACCACCGGCAACGCAGGCGGUCGUAUUGGCUGUGGCGUCAUUGGAAUCGCCGCUUAAACUACUUGAUUUUGAAAAACAUACAGGAGUGAUGGGACACAUUUUUUUCUUCUUCAAAUAAAUAAAUAAAUAAAAUGAAUUGAAGAAAUAUCAUAAGAAA